GCCUAGCACACUCGCGGAUAAGUGGAUCUGCCCAGCACACUCGCAGAUAAACUCUUGCUCCUGGUUGGGCGGCAUGUUCUGGCGGCGGCUUUUUGGAGGAGUUGCCCGCGGAUGUGGCACGCUCGCGGAAACUCGAGCUCGGGUUCGAGCUCGGCCUCGUGCUCCUGCUCCUCCUCUCAAGCUCGUCUAUGAUAACACCACCACCUCCUUGUUCCUCUUCUGCGAUAUCUGCUACAACCGGCAGUUGACUGCAUGCGGCUGCCCCGACACGACGUUGCUUGAUCACCUGAGCUACGCUCAUGGAAACAUCUGCCCCAAGCAGCGUCGUACACAUGCAAAUGCCCUUUACUGGGGAGCGCCUUGGAGCAUUCCAGCCUACUUGUACGACAACGAAAUGGAGCCUUCAAUGACGCCGCUGGAGCCAUGCCAGAUCAGGAGCAUCGAAGCCGUGGGCUGCAUUUCCACGUUUGAGCUCGGCCUGCGGUGUCGGGUCCUCCGGCGGAAUUCGUGAUCGAUGGAACUUU
Selaginella moellendorffii is the source of this 524-nucleotide messenger RNA. RefSeq lists its product as uncharacterized. The record is from RefSeq and is a predicted model, not a curated record. NCBI's taxonomy places the organism in Eukaryota, Viridiplantae, Streptophyta, Lycopodiopsida, Selaginellales, Selaginellaceae. The coding region runs from base 74 to 511 and encodes 145 amino acids. The transcript is spliced from 2 exons.